CACCAUGUCAAAUGCACCUGUUAAAAACAGUAGCAAGAGGGCACUGUGGCUUGUAUUUAGUUUUUCUGUAUGUCAUUUGUGACUGGGUUAAUCCACCAUAUUGCAUCAUGGCCAGUAGUAUGUCUCAAGCACUGUUCUUGACCUGCUGUCUGAUUGGCAGACAUCUAUGGCAACAUAGACUUGUGCCAUCAGUAACUUGUAUCUAUUUUGAACAGGCACAGAACUACUGUAUAACUACAAACAAUUCACAGACUACUCUCACAGCUGUCUAUGUAAAAGGAAGCCACAUUUGGUUUCACCACAUUCCAUGUUACAAACAUAAGACCUAUAUUAAACCUACAUUUUUCUGUAUCUAUUUCAGUCAGAUUCAACCUCAGGAGUUGGGUUACUUAUUUUAGGGCUUUAAUAAAAGCCUGAUUUGGGAAAGUCUUGAGAACUGCAUUGUUCAGAAUAACCACUAGAGAGCAUUAGCAACAAAAAUAAAUGAAUAAAAACGUUACUUGAACACGGUUCUGAAAUGAAUAUGCCCUUAAACAUUUUAACUCUUCAUUUGUUUCUUUGUGUGCUUUAUACAUUUUUUUAUCAAUAAGCAUUCUUGUGGAAACAUGUUUGUGCACAGACUUAGGACUGCAGGCCAGACAAACACGCCUUUGGCUGCUCAAAUAGGGGCGUAAAGUACUUGAACAGGAAGCCCAACCAGCUUAGUAUGUGGUUAGCCAAGCGUUGCUUUUCACUUGCUGGGAACAGGAAGUGUCUAUCACUUUGUAUGGCCUGCAAACAGAACGCUUUGGUUGGGUUAUUUACUAGCUGUAAAUGUGGAUGAAGAACUUGUCUUGAAAUGGCCCAGGGAAGGGACCACUCUUUCCUAAAGCUGGAUGACCUGGCAAACCGAUUCUUCCACAAGUAUCGCAAGGGUAACCAAGAGCAGAAAGGACAUGAGAGUGAAGGGCCUCACUUGUCAGAGUUUACCAUCAUUUGGGAUAAAUUAAUGAAAGAGUUCUUAGCAAAAGCCAAAGAAGAUUUUUUAAGGAAAUGGGAGUGUCCACCACAGAGCACAACUGGCCUGGAUGACUUUGAUAGGCUGAAGACUCUAGGCACCGGCUCAUUUGGGAGAGUUAUGUUGGUAAAACAUAAAGGAACAGAACAGUUCUAUGCCAUGAAGAUCCUGGACAAACAGAAAGUUGUGAAGCUGAAGCAGAUAGAACACACUCUAAAUGAGAAAAGAAUACUGCAGGCUGUCUCCUUCCCCUUUCUUGUCAGACUGGAGUAUGCCUUCAAGGACAACUCCAACCUCUACAUGGUGAUGGAAUACGUCCCGGGCGGAGAGAUGUUCUCACACCUCAGACGCAUUGGGAGGUUCAGUGAAAAUCAUGCACGAUUUUAUGCAGCUCAAAUAGUACUUACCUUUGAGUACCUACACUCGCUAGACCUCAUCUACAGAGACCUAAAGCCUGAAAACCUUCUCAUCGAUCAACAUGGGUACAUCCAGGUCACAGACUUUGGUUUUGCCAAGAGAGUAAAAGGGAGGACUUGGACAUUGUGUGGAACUCCAGAGUACUUGGCUCCGGAGAUCAUCCUCAGCAAGGGCUACAACAAAGCAGUGGACUGGUGGGCACUGGGAGUCCUGAUUUAUGAGAUGGCUGCUGGGUACCCUCCCUUCUUUGCUGAUCAGCCCAUCCAGAUCUAUGAGAAAAUUGUGUCUGGCAAGGUACGAUUCCCCUCCCAUUUUAGCUCCGACCUGAAGGACCUGCUGAGGAACCUGCUCCAAGUGGACCUGACAAAGCGAUUUGGCAAUCUGAAGAACGGAGUGAACGACAUCAAGAACCACAAGUGGUUCGCCACAACUGACUGGAUCGCCAUCUACGAAAGAAAGGUGGAGGCUCCCUUCAUACCGAAAUGCAGAGGACCGGGAGACACAAGCAACUUUGAUGACUAUGAAGAGGAGGAGGUCCGCGUCUCAGACACAGAAAAGUGCAAAAGAGUUUUCAGAAUUCUAAUGCGUUGCCAGGGGGUUCCGUCCGGGCUCUCUCACACGCACGCACACACAGUCAUUGGGAUUUCUUUUGCACUCUUUCGAAGGUGAGGGGGAAGCUAAGACCAUCAUGUGUUCAAAACAAUUGCCUAGUUCCUUCAUUCCACAAGGCUGAAUGAGGUCCUUUUUGCCAUGAUCCUCCUAGCGGCAGAGUAAGCACUGACAUAUACACAGGCACAUUAUGCAGACAUCCCUUGUGCUGCACACAUACUAGACCACGUUUGUAUCGUUUUUCUUCUUUCUUUUUUGAAUAUAUAUAUAUAUAUAUAUAUGUAUGUUUAUAUAUAUGUACAUACAUAUAUUUGUUGCUUUUUAGAAUUCCCCUCCCUCCUUUCCCACCAUUUUGAACCAAGUGAUUAUUUGCAAAGCAAGAUGAAAACCAAUUAUAGCCCAUUUUAUAGUGGCACAAAGAGUGAUUGAUUGUACUAGGCGGAAUUGCACAUAUUUGUGAUUUAAGGUGGGGGAGGGGGUAUUCUUUUUUCUUUUUUUUCUCCCAGUUCUUGCCACAAAUUCUUGCCAGUUAUUGUCUGUUACAUGCCUAAGUGUGUUUUAGGUUCAAAUUCAAGUUUGUUGGCCCAGUCUCUAAUCCUAAACAUGUUGCUGUACUUAAGAAGUAGACCUUGUCUUUGUGCAUAUAGAAAAGAACAUAUAUCAAGUGAAGACAUUUUUUAAAACACCAUGUGUUUCUAGAGCAUGACCAAAAUGUUACCAAGAAAUCAGAGAAAAAGUUAAAUUUAAUAUCACUGAGAUAGACCUCUUGUGUUUUCAGUGUUUAUUAUCACAUGGGCAUUCAGUCCUCAACAAGAGGGUUAUCAAGGAGUGGCAAACCUAAUUAUGUCAAAGCUGUUUUAGUUUAUAAAUUCACAUUUCUUUUCCUUUUUUUCAUUUUCUUAUGUUUUUUUUUUUUUUUUUUUUUUACAGUUUGUCAGGUCACAGGGCAUUUCUUUUUACCUCAGCAUAGGUAUUAUAUUGAAAUUAAACUUGAGAUGAAUAUAUAUACCAGGUAGAACAAAGUUUUAAUUCCGAAGGAAACUUGUGGACAGAAAUGACCCAUUUUUGUAUGGAAAUUAGUAAUGAAAAAUAAUUAAAAUAUGUAUGUAGACAUUUGUUUUGGAAAUGAAAAGUGAUGAUUUGGUGGCCUGGUUGUUAUCAGUUUUCGUAGAGGGUAUGUAGUUGUGUGGGUCACAUGGAAAGAGUUUUAUUUAUUUUGUUUGUUUGUUUUUGUGGCCAUCUCGUAACAUCAUGAUAAAACAAAAUUAUAUUAUUUUAUUUUUCCCCAGAAUGUUUGUACCUCCAUACAUGACCAUAGUGCAUGUGUUGCAUCUGGCUUGUAUGGAAAAUUAUGUUUUGAGUUUUAAGUUUUAUCCUCAAAAAUGAAUACUCACGUACGGAUUUCACUUGUUAUUGAUUUUUGAGAGCUUCAGCACAUUUAUGACAUCUUGUUUAUUGAAUUUCACAAGACACAAUUCUUUUAGAUUUUUUAUUUAUACUUGUAUGUUGUCUAAUAAACCUUCAUAGUUUUGAUAUGUUC
Molecule: messenger RNA, 3563 nt
Organism: Osmerus eperlanus (European smelt)
Lineage: Eukaryota; Metazoa; Chordata; Actinopteri; Osmeriformes; Osmeridae
Gene: prkacba
Product: protein kinase, cAMP-dependent, catalytic, beta a
Biological process (GO): protein phosphorylation
Cellular component (GO): nucleus
Molecular function (GO): ATP binding; protein serine/threonine kinase activity
Source: RefSeq, a predicted model, not a curated record